ACUCUCAAGGGAAGUUGGUUGUUGACUGCCAAAAGAAGCUAGGAGUCCCAUUUGUAGAGGCAAUGGCUGAUUAUGGCAUCGAAAAUCUGGGUGAUAGGAGAUUGCUCGAUUCUGAUGUUUUAGAUAAGCUUGUUUAUAGAGAUCCUACGGAACAUAUACUUGAAGUUGCCCCCCUUCUAACUGCACAGGUGACGAAAUUUAAUUGUGGAGGUUUUACCUUAGGGAUCGCACUUAACCAUUGCAUGGCAGAUGGUGUGUCGGCAAUGAGUUUUAUGAACGCAUGGGCUGAAAUGGCAAGAGCCAAGCCGUUAUCCCUCGUCCCUUGUCAUGAUAGAACCAUCCUAAAAUCAAGGGUGCCUCCUCAAAUCGCCGGUCCUUACAACGAAUUUGUUCACGUAAGCGAUGUAUCAAACAUGACAGCAUUAUUUGAGGAACAGCAACUUGUAUAUAAGUCUUUCCAUUUUGAUGCUGAGAAGCUAGCAACCGUCAAAAGAGUGGCAACAAAAGAUCAACAGGUAAAGAGCAGCUACACCAGCUUCGUAGCACUUGCAGCCUUAGUGUGGCGGGCUCGAAGCAUGGCCCUCAAGAUGAAACUUCACCAACAAUUGAAGCUCCUUUUACUUGUUGACUUCAGGUCUAGGCUAAAAACACCAUUGCCUGAUGGAUACUUUGGGAACGCGGUCGCCAUGCCCUGCUGUCUUUGCACCAUGGGAGAGUUGAUUGAGGAGCGAAUCUUUGCUUCUGCAGAAAGAAUAAAGAAGGCAAUCGAGAGUGUGACUGACGACUACAUACGGUCAAGGAUCGACUAUUUGGACAUGAAUCGAUUAGAGGGGUUACCUGUGGGCACACUAAUAAUAAGUUCAUGGGUGAGGCUCGAGUAUGGCAAGACGGACUUUGGGUGGGGAGAGCCAAGGUUUGGGAUCGGUGGCCUGCCGAGCUCAAGCUGCAUGUUUAUGUCAGAAGGUAGAGAGAAGGGCAUUGCGGUGAUGUUGGGUCUGCCACUUUCAGCCAUGAUUACCUUCGAGAAGCUUAUUUGUGAUCUAAAUGAUACUCAGCACACUCAUAUUGGUAUUCAAAACUAG
This is a messenger RNA of Eucalyptus grandis, 1082 nucleotides long. RefSeq names its product omega-hydroxypalmitate O-feruloyl transferase-like. Gene Ontology annotation, molecular function: acyltransferase activity, transferring groups other than amino-acyl groups. The coding region runs from base 63 to 1082 and encodes 339 amino acids. The record is from RefSeq and is a predicted model, not a curated record. The transcript has 3 exons. NCBI's taxonomy places the organism in Eukaryota, Viridiplantae, Streptophyta, Magnoliopsida, Myrtales, Myrtaceae.